Pundamilia nyererei is the source of this 192-nucleotide messenger RNA. Its product is annotated as type-2 ice-structuring protein-like. The transcript is spliced from 3 exons. The record is from RefSeq and is a predicted model, not a curated record. The annotation marks the transcript as partial. NCBI's taxonomy places the organism in Eukaryota, Metazoa, Chordata, Actinopteri, Cichliformes, Cichlidae.
AUGUUGACUGUGUCUCUGCUUGUUUGUGCCUUAAUUGCUCUGGCCAGAGCUGAUGCUACUUGCCCUGAUAAUUGGAGUGAGUUUGGAGGUCGCUGUUUCCAUUACGUUUCAGUACAGAUGACCUGGGCUGAGGCUGAGAAAAACUGUCAGGCCAUGAAAGCAAACCUCGCAUCGGUAAAAAAUGCUGAAGAU